CACGCGUACACGAACUUGCAGGUUCAGCAUUUCAAGCCACUCAUCUCAUAAGUGGACCUAUUGCAAAGCUAGUUAUGUCCAUUACUUUAUCAAACUAGUCCUUGCCAUUACACAGUUCACUCUGCAUUUCCAUACCACUUCUAUUUUACAACCCUUGGAGCUGAGACUCACACACUGACAGACACAGCAUCGAACUCUCAGCAGUUACUCUCCAACAAAAGAUAAAACAUGGUUCUAGUAGCAAGUCAUGGUGAGGAGGAAAAAGGGGCAGAAGGCGUUGCUGCUGUGGAUUUUCGAGGUCACCCUGUGGACAAGUCAAAAACUGGAGGAUGGCUAGCAGCAGGGCUCAUCUUGGGCACUGAACUGGCAGAAAGAAUAUGUGUGAUGGGAAUAGCCAUGAACUUGGUGACCUACUUGGUUGGAGUUUUGAAUCUCCCUUCAGCUGAUUCUGCCACCAUAGUUACCAAUGUUAUGGGAACUCUCAACCUCCUUGGCCUUCUUGGUGGCUUUGUAGCUGAUGCCAAGCUUGGCAGAUACCUAACUGUUGCCAUAUCUGCAAUCAUAGCUGCUGUGGGUGUGAGUUUGUUAACUGUGGCUACGACCAUUCCAAGCAUGAGGCCACCUGCAUGCAGUAGUGUAAGAAAACAACACCAUGAAUGUAUUCAAGCCAGUGGCAAACAACUGGCUCUACUAUUUGUAGCACUUUACACCAUAGCUGUGGGAGGUGGAGGAAUAAAAUCCAAUGUCUCAGGUUUUGGAUCUGACCAGUUUGACAUAACAGACCCUAAGGAGGAAAGGAGGAUGAUAUUUUUCUUCAACAGGUUCUACUUCUUCAUCAGUAUAGGGUCCUUAUUUUCUGUGGUGGUGCUGGUGUAUGUGCAAGACAACAUAGGAAGAGGGUGGGGUUAUGGAAUUUCAGCAGGGGCAAUGGUGGUUGGUGUUGCUGUUUUGCUUUGUGGCACACCAUUGUAUAGAUUCAAGAAGCCUCAAGGGAGCCCUUUGACAGUUAUUUGGAGGGUGUUGUUUUUGGCUUGGAAGAAGAGGAGUCUUCAUGUACCUUCUCAACCAUCAUUUCUCAAUGGUUAUCUUCAAGCUAAGGUGCCACAUACUCAGAGGUUCAGUUUUCUUGACAAAGCUGCAAUCCUAGAUGAGAACUGCUCAAAGGAUGAAAACAAGGAAAAUCCAUGGAUAGUUUCCACAGUGACUCAGGUUGAGGAGGUUAAAAUGGUACUCAAGCUAAUUCCCAUUUGGUCUACAUGUAUCCUCUUUUGGACAAUCUAUUCUCAAAUGAAUACCUUCACCAUCGAGCAAGCUACAUUCAUGAACAGAAAAGUUGGAUCUCUAGUUGUCCCAGCAGGAUCACUAUCAGCUUUUCUCAUCAUUACCAUUCUCCUCUUUACUUCCCUUAAUGAGAAACUCACUGUGCCCUUAGCUCGGAAACUCACCCACAAUGUACAGGGGCUCACAAGUCUUCAAAGGGUUGGAAUUGGCCUCGUUUUCUCCAGUGUUGCCAUGGUGUUUGCUGCAAUUGUUGAGAAAGAAAGAAGGGUGAAUGCAGUAAAAAAUAAUACUUCGAUAAGUGCUUUUUGGCUGGUCCCUCAAUUUUUUCUGGUGGGUGCAGGGGAAGCAUUUGCCUAUGUUGGACAACUAGAAUUUUUCAUUAGGGAGGCACCGGAGAGAAUGAAAUCUAUGAGCACUGGACUUUUCCUAUCUACCCUUUCAAUGGGUUAUUUUGUCAGUAGUUUAUUGGUGUCAAUCGUGGACAAAGCAAGUAAGAAAAGAUGGCUAAGGAGCAAUCUAAACAAGGGCAGGUUAGAUGACUUCUAUUGGUUGCUUGCAGUGCUGGGAGGACUGAAUUUUAUACUUUUUCUUAUCUUAGCAACGAGGCAUCAGUACAAAGUUCAGCACAGCAUAAAGCAUAAUGACGGUGCGGAAAAGGAGCUUGUCAAUGCAAAUGAUGUGAAAAUUGGAGUUGAUGGAAAGGAAGAAGCAUAGGACAGCCUUAAAAUCUCAUUUUGUUAAGCCCAAUAUAUAGUGUGCAAUAACCGAGCAUUAUGCCCCAAAAAUGUUAAUUUUGGGUGAUUUGUCAACCCUAUUUAAGGGCAAUUGUUAUGUACUAUUAAUUAUUGACAGAUAUAAAAAAGCCAAACCUCAUCGUAAGUUGUGUUUCCUAGAGAAUAAAGCAAUUGUUGAAUAAAUCAAAUGAUUCCCAAACUGAAGAUAUAAAUAUAUUAACCCCUAGAUAGGCAGGUUUCAUAA
Molecule: messenger RNA, 2259 nt
Organism: Cajanus cajan (pigeon pea)
Lineage: Eukaryota; Viridiplantae; Streptophyta; Magnoliopsida; Fabales; Fabaceae
Product: Major facilitator superfamily protein
Biological process (GO): transmembrane transport
Cellular component (GO): membrane
Molecular function (GO): transmembrane transporter activity
Source: RefSeq, a predicted model, not a curated record